Molecule: messenger RNA, 1278 nt
Organism: Rhipicephalus microplus (southern cattle tick)
Lineage: Eukaryota; Metazoa; Arthropoda; Arachnida; Ixodida; Ixodidae
Biological process (GO): regulation of transcription by RNA polymerase II
Cellular component (GO): nucleus
Molecular function (GO): DNA-binding transcription factor activity, RNA polymerase II-specific
Source: RefSeq, a predicted model, not a curated record
UUAAACAGAAACAGCACCUCGUUCAGCAUCUGUCCCGUUGUACUGCAAACAAGAACCCGCAAAGGUUCCCCAUCUUUUGCAUCCCUGGAGGCGUACUUUUCACUGAUAUCCAUGCAAGAGCAAGCAUAUUCUUGCCGUCAGUGCACCUACGUGACCAGGGACAGGGCAAAUAUGAGGAGACAUGUUCGCGUACACACGGGCGAGCGCCCCUUUAAGUGCCACUUGUGCCCGGCCGCGUUCACUCAGAAAUUCAACCUCGUGGCUCACGUGCGCACCCACACGGGUGAGCGCCCCUAUUCCUGCGUCCAAUGCGGCGCGUCCUUUUCGCAGAAACAGCACCUCGGCACCCACUUGCGCACACUGGGGAGAGCGUCCCUAUCACUAGUGCAGUGUGUGUCGCAAGGUUUUCAUUGCCUUCUUUUUUAUCUCUGUGACUUUGCAGGUUCUCCAAUUUUGACACCUCGGGAGCAGUACCGUUCACUUGUGUCGGUAGAAGGUGGACUGCAUUCGUGCCAUCAGUGCACCUAUGUGACCAAGUAUAGGACGCACAUGCAAAGACACCUUAGCAGACACACGGGCAAGCGACCCUUCCCGUGCCACCUGUGCCCGGCUUCGUUCGUCCAGAACACCGAUCUCAGGCAUCACAUUCGCAUCCACACGGGAGAGCGUCCCUUUUCCUGUGUCCACUGCAAUAUGUCCUUUAGUCGAAAACGCCAACUCAUUAACCACAUGUCCUCUUUUCAUGUAAACGAGAGGCUCUAAAGGUCAAGCCCACACACACGCUUUUUUCAGGAGCUUAGUCAACUGAUUGACUUAUUUGGCUAAGGUUAACUUGUAAAGUGCCUCUGAGUGUUUUUGGACCCCUCAGGUUAUAAGUUUCUUACAGCAUAUACCUUGAGAAAAUCCUGUCGUGAAUGAUUCAAUUUUAAGUAUAAUUGGGUGACUUUGUAUUGAUUCUGUAAUGGAUUACCUUAAAUGCAGGUUAUUUUUUGUGUUACACUGUUGAGGACAUCAUGGUAAAUAAAGGAGAUUAGUUCAUCUAUGUAGUAGCUCAUCCCUGCAUGUUAGUCCGCUUGGCAUAACCCAACUGUUUUCUUAGUUGCGCCUUCAGUGGUAAGUAAGCACAUUUCGCAGGUGAGCUUCUCUUCUACGUUAGAAGCACAGUAUGUAACUGAAAAGCAACUAUGCAUUUUAUAAAAUAAUGGUAUUCAAUUGAAAGUAUUGUAAAGGCAAGUCUUUUGUAAUGAAAUACAAAACAAGAAAGUUACGCUGUAUGAA